CAAUUUUCCAUUAUCAUUGUUUACUAACGCGAAUUCAGCCACGGACUGUCGUUAUUGUUAUGGUACUCAACAUAUUUUGAAAAGCAAAUUUUAUGAUUUGUUUUUUUAAAUUGAUUUUUUUGUUAAAAUGUACGAUAAAUUCCUCUGGAUUUUUUUGGCGUUCACCGGGUAUGUACGUUCGGAAUCGUACAGCGAAGAAUUGUUCAUCAAGCCCUUGGCCACGGGCUACGUGUAUUCGUUCUUCCAGUUCACCAUUGUCCGCGAAGACAAUGCGUUUAGACAUUCCAGCUUAUUUCCGCACUCAUUGGGUGAUAUAAUAAACAGGUUUCACGUCGACGAACUCAAUGUCGACCUUACGUCUGGUUUGUGGAGACAUAAGUCUUGGGGUUAUCCAGCAGUCGACGCCCCGUCCGGAGCUGAAAUAUCCGCUCGUUUCCAUAACGAUACAAUAGAUGUGAACAAGAACUGGUACGGCUUGACUAAUGCACUAUCCGGUUUGCUUUGCACAUCGUUGAAUUUCAUAAACAGUGCAAAUAGCUAUGAAUCAUCUGCUGACAGAGUAUAUCGAUAUUCAAAUUUACCGAGAGAAAAUGUUUGCACUGAAAAUUUAACCCCGUGGAAGAAACUUCUGCCUUGUGAUUCUACUCGAGGCUUAUCGAGCUUAUUAAAUUCUGGUCAUGUGCACAAUGCCAAUUACCAUUCUUUGGGAAUUCAUUUUAGGCCAUUAUGCAAUGCAGGAAAAUGUAAAUAUGAAUUGCGCCAAACUGUUUCAUUGGUAUAUGAUUCAACAUUUAUAAGUUUAAAUAAUAAUUACGAUUGGUCUCUUCGCAAGAUGUUUGGUACUGGAUUGUUCAAAACAUGCCCUCUUGCGGAUUUCAGUAAAUUAUAUAUAGAUACAUCUUCAAAUAGCAGUGUUCCUUAUUUGUUGUCACAGGAACCAGAUUAUUUUUUAAAAGAUAAUAUUGCUGUUUAUAAUUUAAUCAGCAUUUUUCAUUUAUCAGCUGUAGUGCCAAGACCAAAAAUAGCAGUUUCUGAAUUACGGCCAUUGUUGUAUACUGACAGAUUUAUUACAGGAUUUGGACAGGAAUAUGGAGGGUUAGUGACUCGUAUAUACAAUGAACAUAGAUUACCUGUAACUGCAAAAGUUAUUGAAAAUAUCCCAUGGUUUUUACCAAUUUAUUAUCAUACUCUAAUAGUGUCCAGCAAUGGUGUUCGUGUAAAUCCUAAAGCUUUAAUAUAUAAACCUGGUAAAGGAAGAAUACGAAUUUACUAUUUAGAAAUAGUAUUAGAGCUUGCACCACGUUCAGUUACUGAAAUAUCUGUACAGUUUGACUAUGUGUUUUUGAAAUGGCAAGAAUAUCCACCUGAUGCAAAUCAUGGUUUUUACAUUGGUUCUGCUAUAGUUGAAGUCACAAUUCCAAGACAUGCUACUUCUUUAACCUUUGACAAAUCAUUUAUAGCUGAUAAUCUAAAUUCAUCAGAAGCUGAUUAUUUAAUUUGUUUAAAAACUGAGAAUUUCAUUAUUACAUUACCAACACCUGAUUUCAGUAUGCCUUAUAAUGUUAUAUGCUUAGCCUGUACUGUAGUAGCAUUAGCUUUUGGCCCUAUUCAUAAUAUUACAACUAAAAGACUAAAGUUAACUACAGCAAAGUAUGUUCCUGGAUUGGCAUCUAUUCUUCAAAAAUUAUAUAUGUGGGUAGAAAAUAUUGCGCUGAGUAAAAAGAUAAAUAAAGUGGGAAAUUCAGCAGCAGUUAAAGUUUAUGCUCCUGAAGAAUUGAGUUAUCACCCCACAUUGGGCCAUGUGUCUGAAGAGUUCAUGAACAACCAAGUGUAUAUAAGUUACACUAAGAAAUGGCCACUCUUGAAACAUUGAUGUUGAACAAAAUUAUUAUGCAAAUGAAAAGGUUUAAUAUUAAUGAAAUCCAACAUUUAUUAAGAAUCUUACCCUUGAACCUGG
Molecule: messenger RNA, 1957 nt
Organism: Sipha flava (yellow sugarcane aphid)
Lineage: Eukaryota; Metazoa; Arthropoda; Insecta; Hemiptera; Aphididae
Gene: PIG-T
Product: GPI transamidase component PIG-T
Exons: 2
Coding region: 128-1873 (581 amino acids)
Biological process (GO): attachment of GPI anchor to protein
Cellular component (GO): GPI-anchor transamidase complex
Source: RefSeq, a predicted model, not a curated record